Setaria italica (foxtail millet) is the source of this 696-nucleotide messenger RNA. RefSeq lists its product as uncharacterized. The record is from RefSeq and is a predicted model, not a curated record. The coding region runs from base 1 to 696 and encodes 231 amino acids. NCBI's taxonomy places the organism in Eukaryota, Viridiplantae, Streptophyta, Magnoliopsida, Poales, Poaceae. The transcript has 2 exons.
AUGUUUGGUGCCAGUGAGGGUUCAUACUUGUGGUGUCUGCAACUUUCUUCUGUCUCCCUGAAGCUGCCUGCGGACUUCAAUUGCUUUCCAAACCUUAAAAAGCUUAUCAUGGUAGAUGUGGACAUCACAAACGAACAUGUCGAGUAUUUGCUGUCAAAAUGCAACCUUCUGGAGUUUAUUGAGAUUGCCUGUUGUAGAAUGCUCACAAGUCUACUGGCACGUCGCCCUCUAAACCGAUUGAAGCAUUUGAAGGUCCAGGGCUGCAUCUUAGUCCAACAGAUAGAGAUCAACUGUUGUCUGACAACACUCAAGUACUCAGGUCCAAUGGUUCCUUUACAAUUUGCUACAACUUCGAGUCUGAGGAAUGUGUGUAUUAACUUGACCUCUGACACUAAUGCUCUUGACUACAUCACAACGGGAUUCCCUAGUACUUUGCAAAAUCUUUUGACAUUUAACCUAUGGUGCAACGAGCACGAGAGGGCAAUUUCGCCUGUUAGGCCUCACAAAUUCGUUCAUCUUCGGCAUUUGAGGUUGGAGUUGAAUAUUUUUGGGGUUAAUGAAGACAGGAAGACUGAUGUCCUUGACUAUGCCUAUCUGCUGGAUUGCGCUCCUUCCUUGGAAAUACUGGAGUUACAUGUAAAUUCAAACUCUGAGAGUAUUCAUUCUUCAUUGAGUUUGAUAUUUGAGAUACUGUAG